Molecule: messenger RNA, 1373 nt
Organism: Aplysia californica (California sea hare)
Lineage: Eukaryota; Metazoa; Mollusca; Gastropoda; Aplysiida; Aplysiidae
Product: yolk ferritin
Biological process (GO): intracellular iron ion homeostasis; iron ion transport
Cellular component (GO): cytoplasm
Molecular function (GO): ferric iron binding; ferrous iron binding
Source: RefSeq, a predicted model, not a curated record
GCCGCUUUGAGCAGCCCAUUCUAAUAAGAAGGGCUCUUUUUGCUAUGGAGAGAUAACGGAUCAGCUCAGGUUCACCUUUGAUCAUCGCUUAGACGUUAUCUGCCCACCCUACUUUGGGACCACAGAUAAAAAUCCUGACAUCCACCCAUACAGAACCCCACUUGGAAAACGACUCUAAAUCUGAAUCAGAGUUAUCAACUGGCCAAAACUUGGAGUGAACAAUUAACCUACUUCUUUUCAGACCCAAUUCUUUCGCCAUCACAGGACAGAGCAUAUAGCAUCAGAGACGUCAACAUUAAUUAUUAGUCAGUGCUCUCAGCUGUGCAUUUAUCACACAAAUCAAAAUGUGGGCGUUCGUACUAACUCUUUCCAUCUCGGUCCUGGCUUGUGCUGCCCAAGGCGAAGACUUUGUGAGCAAUGUAAAACAGAACUAUCAGUCCAGCGUGAACGCCAUGCUGGUGUCACAGAUACAGAAGGAGUUGUCCGCCAGCUACGUUUACCAAGCCUAUGCCUCCUACUUUCAAAGAGCUGACGUAGCCCUUCCGGGAAUCCAGAAGUUUUUUGCAGCUGCGUCGUUAGAGGAGAGAGAGCAUGCCCAGAUGCUUAUCGACUACAUCAACAAGCGAGGUGGUCACGCUCAGUUCAACGAGAUUGACAUCUGCAGCUUCGUGGCAACAAAAUCUCUCUCAAGCUUCUGUGGAGACAGGGGAGACUGGAAGGAUGGCUUGAUGGCCUUUGAGGACGCACUGGCCACAGAGAGAUAUGUUAAUGACCAACUGCUUCGCAUCCAUGAGCAUGCUGAUGCAGAGAAAGAUGCCCAUCUGACUCAUAUCCUGGAGCAUCAUUUCCUGGAGGAGCAGGUGAACUCCAUCAAUGAACUUGCUCACUACGUCACCAGGCUCAGGAGCUUCACCAAAGGGACAGGCAACAACUACAAACUGGGGGAAUAUAUCUUUGACCAGAAUCUGAAAUAAAUAUGUCAUAAUUGAAGCCAGCCAGUGCAAUUAGCAGUAUUGAGGAACGGUAUAAUGUUCUUUUUUUUGUGUUCCAUCUCUGUAGUUCGGUACAAUAUUUCCUGACGGUAAAGAAUUUUUUUUAACAAUCAGAACAUUCAAUAUUUGAUAGGAAUGGCUGCUCAGAGGGAAAGAGCUUAAUAAACGUUUUCUUUUGAAACAUGUUUAGUUUGGAAUCUGUAGAACAUCUCGAGCGGAAUUUCGCUUUCGUUUUGUGUUCAGAGAUGAAAUCAUCCGACAACGUUGUGGUAGCUAAGGUACUGGUUGGGGAGGGUGGAGGGGUAUUUUUUGCUUUGUAAUCUUUUGUAUAGUGGUCGUGGAAUGCAACUGUGAAAAAUAAAGAAGUUGAACUGAAGGAAA